Messenger RNA from Leguminivora glycinivorella, 14252 nucleotides. RefSeq names its product dynein axonemal heavy chain 10 (gene Dhc98D). Gene Ontology annotation, molecular function: ATP binding; ATP hydrolysis activity; minus-end-directed microtubule motor activity. Lineage: Eukaryota; Metazoa; Arthropoda; Insecta; Lepidoptera; Tortricidae. Gene Ontology annotation, biological process: microtubule-based movement. The record is from RefSeq and is a predicted model, not a curated record. Gene Ontology annotation, cellular component: dynein complex.
AUGCAGUCCAGGACAAAAGAUCCCAGCACCCUCACGGUACAAACGGUGCAAUCUUUGCCCGUGGAUGACGUCGACCUAAUCGACGUCAGAACUGACCCCAGAGCUCUAUGGAUCAAGGACCGGAUCUGCGCAUUCAUGGGGCUCACUGAUGAAGACCUGGUUUAUAACAUGUUCGAUGAACCGGGGGUCACGGAGAAGUUUUCUAGAUUCAUUUCUGCUCCGAUUGGACCCACGGAGCUGGGGUUGGAUAAAAAGACGUUUUAUCUCACAAAGAUUAUUGUCGAUAAGCUUAUACAUGACGAUAAGGAGUUUACUGAAUGGAGGCUCGUCCCACCUCCGCCCCCUCCCCCGCCCCCGCCACCACCCAAGAAGAAAGGGAAGGGUAAGAAAGAGCCAGAGCCAGCAGCUCCUUCACCGUCUGCUGACAAACUGGAGACCAUGAGUGUGAAGAGCAUGAAGAGUAUGAGGAGUCUUAGGAGCGUCAGGAGCCUUAGGACUUUUGGCUCUAAAAAAGAUAUCGACAACACGGCAGUUGCUGAUAUAGAGGAAAGCGAGACAGAGGGAUCGGACCUCACACUCGUAGAGGAGGAGCUGCCGUUGAAAGCGGAGGAUUCUUACUACUUCCCACCACCACCCGAAGACAUCGAUCCGGAAAUCGACGGAACUAUCGAAUAUUACACAAUUAUCAGGCCAGUACCCCGCAUCAUCAAAUACCCGAAACUCGUUCCAAUUUUCGGCGCCUUCACACCACAGACGUCGAACCGAAAAUGCCGCUACAUAUACUUCAUGAGGCUAGCCCCCCAUGGUGUCCAGCUGGCUGAGAGCCCAGAGAUCACUAUGGCGACGAUGCCAGAAAAGUUUCUGGUUGGCUUGCUGUCGGGAAAAGUUCUGAUGAGCUUGGGAUUGCAACUGAAAGAGUCCUUCAUACCGCUGUUCAAGAGGCAGUUCCGAGAGAUCUCCAUCGCGGAUGAUGAUGACGACGGGGCUCCGCUUACUCGCCAAGUGUCCUUCGCAGGAGGGCACGGAGAUCGGGAACUGACGAAGGAGCAACACAAAAUUAAAAGUAUGCGUACCGUAUCAGGUGUAGCUACUCCUCGGUCUACCAAGUCAAAUUUUAUGACGAUUGACGAGGAAGGAGACCACCUACCAUCGCAAGGCAAGACUGCAGCUGAUGAAGUCACCAAUGAUAUAACAGACCUCAUCGGGAUCGUCGAUUGGACCAUAGAGCACAUAGAGGGUGAGAUCCACCUGCCUAUGCCGGUGAUUCCAGCUCUGCAGGAAGAACAGGUGGUCCACGACCUGAAGGACGAAGAGUUUGUGAACCAGCUGCAAGAGGCCGUCAACAUGUGGGCGAACCAUAUCGAUGAGACUAUCAAGGCUUGUCUGGGGAAGACUCGGCAAGGUGAUGGUCCGGUAGCCGAAUACAGGUACUGGAGAGAAAGAGACGCAGAAUUGUCGCUGCUGGUGGAGCAACUGAAACAGCCGAUGGUGGUCAAGAUAAUGGCGCUGCUGCACAAGGCGAAGCCUAAGGCACUGGAUAGCUUCAUGCACUAUAAAGAGAACUUGCUUGAGCAGUACAACCUGGCGGGAGACAACCUGAAGUUCCUGUCUACUCUAAUGCGGUUCUUUAAUGUGAUAGAAGAUGAGUCUCCCCUCGUCCAAGUGAUGGAAAUGCUGCCAGAACUAGUGGAGAGCAUCUACAUGAUGUGGGUUCUUUCCAAGGGGUACAGGGAUGAUGACACCAUGGUACCUCUGCUGUCGAGGAUAUCCUGGGCUCUUAGCAACAAGCUGGAGAGAUUCCUGAAUGUUCAUAAGUUAUUUGAUAAAUCCAACGAAGAAGUUCUCAGCGUCUCGCGAACCGGUCAGAAAAUAAUGGAAAUGUGGCAUUCCCUAUAUAAAGAGACAAGACAACAGAUAGAAAUGAGUGGGAAAGGGGCGAGGUGGGAGUUUGAUCAGCCACUACUGUUCACCACCACUGAUUAUAUAGGAGAAGUGGCGAGAGAUCUCGGAGAUGUUAUACAGGUGUUGAUAGACUUCGAACGAAUCUUUGGUCCAGAACUAGCAUCCAUCAUCAGUGAUCCGACACAGAUCGACGAUGUCCGCAAACGUGUCAAGAAUCUCGUUUUCCCGAUCAGAACUAUUGAUUUCAGUGUGUUCGUAUACGACAACAAGGAGAACUGGGACGUCAUCAUGGGAGACUUUUGGACUGAAGUGCGCUUUCUGGAGGAGGAGGCGAAGAAUUAUAUAAACUCCAGUUUUGCAAAUUUGAGAUCUUCUGAAGAAGCUCUCGAUGUACUUCUAAAAUUCUUGGAGUUCGACACCCGGGCGUCCAUCCGUAACCAACUGGUAACCAAGUUCGACUUUGUGAUGCGGCAGUUCACUAAGGAGCUCACCAUCAUUGAGGACACAUUUACGCGGUUCCGUAAGAAUCCUCCUUUACUACGGAACCACCCGCCCAGUGCUGGUGCCGUCUACUGGGCGCGAGCGUUAUUCAACAAAAUGAAGAGACCGAUCAUGAAGUUCCAAACAAUGGACGUGACGUGGCGAGACCUGACCGUGCACAAGUUAGUUCAGGAGUAUGACCUGGAGUUCCAACCUCAGCUGGACAAGGACCUGUUCCUGUUGAUACGCGAGGCUGAAUUGAUGGAGCAGCUGGGUUUCGACCUCCCCACCAACAUACGCGACGUGUCAAUGCAGAAAGCCCGUAUCUACUACGAACUGGAAGCUCUGACCGAGGUUAUAUCCAUGUACAACAAAACUACGUCCUCCCUCAGUCUCUCGGAGACGUUUCUCAUGAAGCGCCAUCUGUUGGACAUGGAGAGACAUGUGAUGCCGGGGCUGACUAGGCUCAACUGGAAUGCGUUGGGAAUUAAUGAUUAUAUUAAGGAUAUUAGCAAAGGUGAAAAAUCGUUGAAAGCUGUUUACCAACAAUUGAAGAUGGUUGAGAAAGAGAUUGUAUUUUUGAUGCAGCAGUUGGAGAUGUUUGAUUUAUUCCCAGUACUUAAACCUAAAGAUUAUGUUGAUCCGGUGACGAAACAACCGGAUGAUACGUGGCUGUAUCCUUGCAAGACUUACUUCGUGCAAGUAUCUCACGAGCGCUUAGAGCGGGUCGCUCAACUCUCUCGGAUCUACGACCGCAUCGGACCCAUACUCAUGAAACUGGAGUACCUGAUCCUUGGUUCUAGUACCGGAAAGUCCGAUGUGAUGAUCCAGUACUAUGAUUACUGGGAGAAAUACAUAUUCAAGGGGCUUGUUAAGCUCACCCUGGAGAACCUGGAGAGUUUCCAACAGCAGCUGAGCGACAAAGAUCCCAUGUUCCAAGUGGACGCCAUGCUAGUCCCGCCGGACAUUACCAUGCGACCCACGCCCCCUGAAGUCUGCAACAUUUUAGGCCAUGACAUGAGACAUUUCUUCAAUAGAUUAACAUCAUUUCCCCGCUGGAUGAAGAAGACCUGCUUGCCCUGUGCCCCCCAACAGAUAAAGGAAGCCACAGGAAACGAGUUCUAUGUAUUCUCAUUCUUUGAGGACAUUCUGAGGGUAGUCUCUAUUAACGACAUCACCCUGCUUAUACAGGACACCAUCUAUCGGCUGACCCAGGACAUCAAUACUUAUAUACAGAAGUGGCAUAAAUACCAACACCUCUGGGCGUAUGAUAAGGCCUUAUCCUGCGAAAAGUACAUACAAAAACACGAGCAAAUACAAAAAUACGACGAAAAGUUCUUCUUCUUCGAAGACAUUAUAGCGGAUUUAGACGCGCAUGUCAAAUUUGUUGAUAUCGGUGCUAUAAGAGUUAAUUUAAGACCAAUUAUACGACAAAUACAGGACCAUGCCAAUGAGUGGAAACAGUGUUUGGGGAACAGUAUCGCUGGUAAAACUAGAAUGAAUAUGCAAGAUUUGAAGAAUCAAAUUGAGUCUUUCCGUAUGACGAUGAACAUGAACAUAAAAGGUCUUGAAGAUUUUAAGUUGGUGAUGGCGACAAUCGCCAUGGUACAGCAGUAUACCAUCACGGCUGAAGUCAAACGAAGACAUCAAUUCGCCAAAGGCCUCCAAGCGUCAUGGGGCACACUGUACCAAACCUCCCUCUUCCGGGAACACUCUGAACAGACCAAGGAGAAGUUCUCGAAACUGAACGUGAUAGAGAUCGCCAACUUCCUUAAGGAGUUGGAUGAUUUUGUGGAGAAGUUCGAUGCGGAGGGACCAGCGACUGUGGGAGAGGAUAUGGAUAGAGGACUGUUACUCAUGGAGGAGUACACGAAACAUUUCGACGAGCUGGACGCCAGGAAGAAAGCGUUGCAAGCCGCUGAACAGCUGUUCGACAAUCCCCUUGCAGACUUCUCGAAUUACAACCGCGCCAAAACUGACUUCUCGUACAUGGAACAGGUGUACAAGAUAUACAAGGCGCAGAAGAACGCAAGAGAAAUAUGGGCCAAGACUCUUUGGGUUAACCUGAACCCUCAGGCCUUGGUUGAUGGGAUUGAGCAGUUCUUUAAAGAGUACAGGAAACUAGCUAAACCAGUGCGACUCAGCCCCACUGGUCUACAGCUAGACUUGAAGAUGAAACAGUUCAAAGGUGUCGUGCCGCUCAUGGUGUCUCUCAAAAACGAGGCCAUGCGAGAGCGACAUUGGAAAGAGCUCAUGCACAAGACUGGGCAAACAUUCGACAUGUCUCCCGAACGUUUCACCCUCGAGAACAUGUUCGCUAUGGAGCUGCACAAGUACCAGGACGUGGCUGAAGAGAUCGUCAACCACGCGAUCAAGGAGUUGGCCAUAGAACGCGGAGUGAAGGACGUUCAAGAGACAUGGGCAAACAUUCAGUUCACAGUGGCCCGCCAUUGGAACAGGGGGGAGGACCGUGGUUACACACUCAACCCUUGCGAUGACAUCAUUGUCAAAGUUGACGACGACUCCAUGUCGCUACAGAGCAUGGCUGCUUCACAAUUCAUCGGCCCAUUCCUCUCAGUAGUACACACUUGGGAACGCCGGUUGUCCACCAUAUCCGAGGUCAUAGAGGAAUGGAUGGCCACGCAGCGCAAGUGGCUCUAUCUGGAGGGCAUCUUUGUAGGUGGAGAUAUUAGACAACAGCUACCGGAGGAAGCGAAGAAGUUUGAUGACAUUGACAAGUCCUUUAGAAAGAUCAUGCUGGACACUGCAAAGAGGCUGAACGUCGUGGACUGUUGCUGUAUCUCCGGACGCCUGGAAGAGUUCGUCAAUCUGGGACUAGGGCUACAGAAGUGCCAGAAGUCGCUGAACGACUACUUGGACUCGAAGCGGCGGAUAUUCCCUCGUUUCUUCUUCAUCUCCACCGAUGAGCUGCUCUCAAUCCUUGGCAGCAGCGAGUGCACCUGUGUGCAGGAGCACAUGAUCAAGAUGUUCGACAACAUAAAAGCUCUGGACUUGUACGUGGAUCACACGAAUCGUCCCGUCGCUGCCAAGAUGAUAUCUGCUGAAGAGGAGAUAAUGGAGUUCCGUAGCGUGGUGUACACCGAGGGACGGGUCGAGGACUGGAUGAACCUGGUGCUCUGCGAAAUGCGGCGCACCAACAAGUUCAUCACCAAGAAGGCCAUCUUCUACUACGGGAGGAAUUGGCGGGUUCCCAGGACGGAAUGGAUUCUGGAGUACCAAGGAAUGGUGUGCCUCGCAGCCAACGGGGUUUGGUGGACGGCGGAGACAGAAGAAACCUUCAUACGAAUCCGCAAAGGGAACAAGAGAGCCAUGAAAGAGCAUCUACAGGAGCAGAAUGAGCAGCUCGAUGGGCUGGUUGUGAAAGUGAGACAAGAUUUGGGGUCCAACGACCGGCUAAAGUUUCGAACGAUAGCCACAAUCGACGUGCACGCGCGUGAUAUCAUCGAGAGUUUCGUGCGCGACAACGUGACAGAGGCAGCAGAGUUCGAGUGGGAGAGCCAGCUGCGGUUCUACUGGUUGAAGAGGGACGACGCUUUGUGGAUACGACAGUGCACUGGGGUGUUCGAAUAUGGUUACGAGUACAUGGGUCUGAACGGCCGGCUGGUGAUCACGCCGCUCACGGAUCGCAUCUACCUCACCAUCACGCAGGCUCUUACCAUGCAACUGGGCGGUGCACCUGCAGGCCCCGCUGGUACAGGGAAGACGGAAACCACCAAAGACUUGGCCAAAGCCCUGGGGCUUCUAUGCGUGGUCACCAACUGUGGCGAGGGCAUGGACUUCCGCGCUGUGGGACAGAUUCUCGCAGGGCUGUGCCAGUGCGGCGCGUGGGGUUGCUUCGACGAAUUUAACAGGAUCGACAUCUCUGUGCUGUCCGUCAUAUCCACCCAGCUGCAAUGCAUCAGAAGUGCCUUGCUUAUGAAGCUCAAACGGUUCACGUUCGAAGGUCAAGAGAUAGCGAUGGACAGCAAAGUGGGCAUCUUCAUCACCAUGAACCCAGGGUACGCUGGACGUACGGAACUCCCGGAGUCAGUGAAGGCUCUGUUCAGGCCCGUGGUCUGCAUUCUGCCGGAUUUGGAGAUGAUCUGCAUGAUAUCGCUGUUCUCUGACGGAUUCCUGACUGCUAAGGUCCUGGCAAAGAAGAUGACAGUGCUAUACAAAGUGGCCCGAGAACAGCUGUCGAAACAGUCUCACUACGACUGGGGGCUCCGGGCCCUGACUGCCGUGCUUCGGAUGGCGGGCAAGAUGAGAAGAGAGGGCGUCGGGCUGCAGGAGAUCGUCGUGCUAAUGCGAGCUCUAAGGGAUAUGAACUACCCGAAGUUCGUGUUCGAAGAUGUGCCACUAUUCCUGGGGCUGAUUAAAGACCUGUUCCCGGGCGUGGAUUGCCCGCGAGUCGGCUACCCGGAGUUCAACGCCGUGGUGCUCGAAGUGUUGGAGAAGGAUGGCUACAUCAUUAUGCCCGUGCAGGUGGACAAAGUCGUGCAGCUGUAUGAGACCAUGAUGACGCGUCACUCAUCCAUGAUUGUGGGUCCCACGGGCGGAGGGAAGACGGUGGUGGUACAGACCCUGGUUAAAGCUCAGACCAAUAUGGGCUUGCCCACCAAGCUGCAAGUCCUCAACCCUAAGGCCUGUUCCGUAAUAGAACUGUACGGAAUCUUGGACCCGGUGACCAGAGAUUGGACGGAUGGACUGUAUUCCAAGAUUUUCCGAGAGAUGAACCGACCGGCAGAGGAAGGCGAGCGCCGCUACUCUCUCUUCGACGGCGACGUAGACGCCCUCUGGAUCGAAAACAUGAACUCCGUCAUGGACGACAACAAGCUCCUAACCCUGGCCAACGGCGAACGGAUACGCCUGGCUUCAUACUGCGCGCUGCUUUUCGAAGUCGGCGACUUGAACUAUGCCAGCCCUGCCACUGUGUCUAGGGCUGGCAUGGUCUUCGUCGAUCCUAAAAAUCUUGGAUACGAACCGUAUUGGGAAAGGUGGCUUCGAGGCCGCAACAACGAGGAGGAACGCGAGCAGCUGAAGGAUCUCUUCGACCACUACGUGGCCGGAGCCAUUAACUACAUAGUGUUUGGACUGUUCGGCCUGCAGCAGCAAACGCCUCUGAAGACCAUUGUACCGCAAACUGGGCUUAAUCUGUCGAUGUACAACAGUCUGGGCGCCGCAAUAGUGGAUGACGGUCGUUUCGACUUCGAUAACUACAUCAAGAAGGCGUGUCCGAUGAUGCUUGUUGAAGAUAGUCUCGAAAAGAAGGCCACUACCAAACAUUUCCCCAUGGCGUUCCCAACAUUGUACGACUACUGUUUGGAACUGUCAACACUGACUUGGGAGGCGUGGGUGUGGUUAAUCCCAGAAUACGUCCAUGACAGGGAGAUGAGGUUCUCGGGUAUAUUGGUCCCGACCGUGGACACUUUACGGAUGACGUGGCUUAUUAAAAUUAUGGAGAGCGUGGAAAGGCCAGUGUUACUCGUUGGCGACACAGGGACUUCAAAGACUGCCAUCAUCAGCAAUUACUUGAGAGGUUUGCCGCCUGAAAAAUACCUGGUCCAACAAAUGAACUUCUCCUCUCGAACUUCGUCAAUGGACGUGCAGCGCAACUUGGAGUCAGUGGUGGAAAAGCGAACUAAAGAUACAUUCGGUCCGCCUGUUGGGAAGAAACUUCUCGUCUUUAUAGACGAUAUGAACAUGCCUAUUGUGGACACAUACGGCACUCAACAACCGAUAGCUUUGUUGAAACUUCUAUUCGAGAGGAAAGGUUUCUACGACAGGGGCAAGGACCUGAACUGGAAGAACCUGAAGGACAUAGGCUUCCUUGCUGCUAUGGGUAAAGCUGGAGGUGGUAGGAACGAUGUGGACCCUCGCUUCAUCUCCAUGUUUUCGGUGUACAAUCUGCAGUUCCCUGCAGAAACCACCCUCCGGCAUAUUUACACCUCCAUCAUUGCGGGCCAUUUUGAUAUCUUCCCAGAAGAAAUACAAGAAAUAACUGACAAAAUCGUCCAAAUGACUCUAGACCUUUACAAGAUUAUAAUAGUGGAGCUCCCGCCGACCCCCGCCAAGUUCCACUACAUCUUCAACCUUCGCGACCUGUCCCGCAUCGCCGCUGGCCUGCUGCUGACACACCCCAACUACUUCAGCGAGAAGCGCGCCAUGGUCCGGUGCUGGCGCAAUGAGUUCACAAGAGUAAUUUGUGACAGACUUAUCAACAUGCAGGACAAUGAGCUCAUGCGGAACCACAUGAAAGAGCACAUAGUGAAAUACUUCCCUGAGGAGGAACCCGUAGUGCUGGAAGAGAUUGUCGUCCCUGAGGAAGAGGUCAAGGAGGAGGAGGAAUUAGACGAAUUUGGUGACCCUAUAAUAAAGGAGAAGAAACCGGAAGAAGCCGGUGCAGACGCGGACGAAACCGUUGAAGAGGAAAUUGAAGAAGAACAGGAAAGAGUGUUGACGUUGGAAGAAUACGUGGAACGAGACCCGUUACUGUUCGGCGAUUACAGAAACGCACUAGAUGAAGAGGAGAUCCGAUACUAUGAGGAUCUGCUUGACUACGAGGCCGUUUAUUUCUUGUUCCAAGAGAUCCUGGACGAAUAUAAUGAGCGCAUUGGCAAGAUGUCAGUCGUGUUGUUCGAAGAUUGUCUGGAACACUUGACGCGCACGCAUCGAAUCCUGCGCAUGGACAGAGGCAACGCUAUGAUCAUCGGCGUUGGUGGGUCGGGCAAGAAGAGCAUUUGCCGGCUGGCUGCUUUCGCUGCAGGUUGUGAUACAUUCGAGAUCACGAUCACACGCAACUACAACGAGAACACGUUCAAGGACGACAUGAAGCGGCUGUACAACCAGCUCGGGGUGGAAAACAAGAAGACCGUGUUCCUGUUCAUGGCUGCACAGAUCCUGGAGGAAGGUUUCUUGGAAUUCAUUAACAACAUUCUGAUGAUCGGCAUGAUACCAGCGCUCUUUGGCGACGAUGAAAAGGACGCCAUCAUCAACUCUGUGCGUAAUGCCAGCGCCGACGCUGGAUACGGAGUUGCCAAAGACGCUGUCUGGGCAUUCUUCUGCAACAGAUGUGCUGAUAAUCUCCACGUAGUCCUCUCUAUGUCGCCAAGCGGUGACAUCCUCCGUAACAGGUGUCGAAGUUUCCCAGGGUUGGUGAAUAAUACGACUAUUGAUUGGCAGUUUCCGUGGCCAAAGCAAGCUUUGUUGGCAGUAGCUAAUGUAUUCUUAGCAGACGUUGAAAAGAUACCCGAAGAGUUCCGUCCGAUAAUAGUAGAGCAUGUUGUUCAUGUUCAUAUGUCUGUCGCAAGAUAUUCAGUGGAGUUCUUGCUACGGCUUCGUAGGAACAACUACGUCACGCCAAAGCACUAUAUGGAUUACUUGACUACUUAUUUGUCGCUGCUAAAUGAGAAAGAUUCGUUCAUCAUCGCACAGUGUGAGCGUCUAAUCGGCGGUUUAGCGAAGAUCGAGGAAGCAAACGUACAGUUAGAAGACUUGAAUGCCAAGCUCGCCGUCCAGAAGGUUAUAGUGGCUGAGCAGACGAAGGAAUGCGAAGUACUGCUCAAGGAAAUUUCAGUCGCAACGGACGCGGCUCAGAGCAAGCAGCAAGUUGCAGCCAUAAAGAGCGCAGAAAUCACCGAACAGAAGGUCGUCAUUGCUGAGGAGAAGUCAGAAGCCGAAGAAGCGCUAUCAGCGGCUAUGCCUGCUUUGGAGGCCGCUAGAUUGGCUUUGGCCGAUUUGGAUAAGAACGAUAUCACUGAAAUUAGGUCCUUCGCCACUCCGCCUGAGGCUGUGCAGGUGGUAUGCGAAUGCGUAGUCAUCAUCCGCGGCAUCAAGGACGUGAGCUGGAAGGGCGCGAAGGGCAUGAUGGCGGACCCCAACUUCCUGCGGAACUUGCAGGAGAUGAACUGCGACCUCAUCACGCAGAAGCAGGUUAAAGAUGUAAAGGCACAUAUGAAGAAGAGCAAGAAGCUAGACACUAUGCAAUCGAUCAGCAAGGCUGGAUACGGUCUCCUCAAAUUCGUCAUCGCCGUACUCGGCUACUGCGCAGUGUACAAAGAAGUCAAACCGAAGAAAGACAAAGUGGAACAACUAGAGAAGGAAUACACAGAAGCCAUUAACUAUUUAGAGUCGCUGAACAGGGAAAUCAACAGGCUGCAGAGGACAUUAGAUGGUCUGAACGCGAAGUAUGACACGGCUAUGUUGAGAAGACAGGAGCUGCAGGAAGAAACCGAUAUCAUGAUGAGGCGAUUGGUUGCUGCUGAUAAACUGAUGUCAGGUUUGUCAAGCGAGCAGAAACGCUGGACGAUCGACUUAGCAGCCCUCUACGUGGAGCAAUCCCGGCUCAUCGGCAACUGCCUGCUCUCCGCCUCGUUCCUCUGCUACGCCGGGCCGUUCUCGUUCUCGUUCCGCGCGACGAUGAUCUACGAGGACUGGUUCGGGGACCUCACGGAGAGGGGGAUACCGCUCACGCUGCCGUUUACCGUCGAGAGGAACUUAACUAAUGAGGUGGAGAUUAGCGGUUGGAAUUCUGAAGGCUUGCCUCCAGAUGAGUUGUCUGUGCAGAACGGUAUCCUCACCACAAGGGCUUCGAGGUUCCCACUAUGUAUUGAUCCUCAAACACAAGCUCUCACGUGGAUCAAGAAACGGGAGGCUAAAAAUAAUCUGAAGGUUCUUUCCUUCAACGACCCACAAUUCCUGAGACAGUUGGAAAUGGCCAUCAAAUAUGGAAUGCCAGUACUCUUCCAAGAUGUCAACGAAUACAUAGAUCCAGUAGUGGACAACGUACUGGAGAAAAAUAUAAAAGUGGAGAGCGGUCGUACCUUCGUGAUGCUGGGCAGCAACGAAGUGGACUACGAUCCUCACUUCCGGAUGUAUCUCACGACCAAGCUGGCCAACCCGCAAUUCAACCCUGCCGCCUACGCCAAGGCCGUAGUCAUCAACUACACUGUCACUGUGCAGGGUUUGGAAGACCAGCUCCUCAGCGUCGUAGUAAGAGCAGAACGAGCCGACUUGGAGGAGCAGCGUGAAAGCCUCAUCAUAGAGACCAGCGCCAACAAGAGUCUGCUGUCUGGGCUAGAAGACAGUCUGCUCAGAGAGCUGGCCACGUCCACAGGCAACAUGCUGGAUAACGUGGAGUUGGUCAACACUUUGGAAAAUACAAAGUCGAAAGCUGGUGAGGUGAUGGAGAAACUAACUCUUGCCGAAGCCACAACGAAGGACAUCGAGAAGUUCCGUGACGGAUACCGACCUGUGGCCAAACGUGGCUCCAUAUUGUUCUUCGUGCUCUCCGACAUGGCUGGAGUCAACAGCAUGUAUCAGUACUCGCUUUCGUCUUAUCUUGAAGUGUUUGCGUUCUCUCUGCGUAAGGCUAUGCCCAACGUGAUCCUGGGUCGACGUCUCCGAAACAUCAUCGACAUGCUCACAAAGAACGUUUACGAUUAUGGUUGUACUGGUAUCUUUGAACGGCAUAAGCUGUUGUUCUCGUUCCAAAUGGACAUAAAAGUGGAACAGAGCGAGGAUAACGUCAGUCAAGCGGAACUGGACUUCUUCAUCAAGGGUAACGUGUCUUUAGAGAAGGCUGCAAGAGCUAAUCCUACUACCUGGCUUCCCAGCUCCGGUUGGCAAGACUUAGUUAAGCUGAGCAAUGAUUUCCCGGAUGCGUUUGCUAAUCUCCUCGACCACAUCUCUCGUGGAGUUGAUGAAUGGCAAGAGUGGUUCGACAGUGACACUCCAGAAACAGCGCAUAUUCCCAAUGGAUACCGCGAAAUACUCAAGCCUUUCGAACUCUUAAUGUUACUGCGAUGCUUCCGAGUGGACCGCAUCUACAGAGCGUUGACGGACUACAUCACUGUAACCAUGGGCGAGGAGUAUAUCACCCCACCAGUUAUCAGCUUCGACGUGAUCUUUGAGCAGACCAGCCCGUUUACGCCAGUAGUAUUCAUUCUGAGUCCCGGGUCCGAUCCAACAGCAGACUUGAUGAAGCUGGCCGAUCGCUGCGGAUUCGGCGGAGGCAAAUUCAAGUAUUUAUCACUUGGGCAAGGUCAAGAAGGGGCUGCCCUUGCUCUGCUGGAAGGCGCGAUCUCCCACGGGCAAUGGCUGAUCCUCCAGAAUUGCCACUUACUGGUGUCCUUCCUUCGGGAGCUGGAGAAGCAACUGGAGAUGAUGGAGAAACCUCACCCGGAGUACAGACUGUGGCUCACCACGGAUCCCACGCCCACCUUCCCUAUUGGCAUUCUGCAGAGGUCGCUCAAAGUUGUGACAGAGCCGCCCAACGGCCUGAAGCUGAACUUGCGCAACACGUACUUCAAGAUGCGUGCGCACGCGCUCGAAGAGUGCACGCACCCCGCCUUCAAGAAGCUCGUCUAUGUGCUGGCUUUCUUCCAUGCUGUGGUCCAGGAACGACGAAAAUACGAUAAAAUCGGAUGGAACAUCUCAUACGAUUUCGGCGAGUCGGACUUUGCCGUGUGCAUGCAAAUUCUGAACUGCUAUCUAGACCGGUGCUAUGCGGCCAAGGGACCAAUUCCGUGGUCAACGCUGAAGUACUUAUUUGGAGAGGUGAUGUACGGCGGCCGAGUGAUCGACGAUUUCGACCGGCGCGUGGUGAAAACCUACAUGGAUGAGUACAUGGGAGACUUUUUGUUCGACAAGUUCCAGCCCUUCCAUUUCUACAAGGACUCGGUAUUCGACUACGUUAUACCGCCUGAUUGCGAGCGAGACGAAUAUAUCUGUAAUGUUCAUCGACACACUGCCCUGGUGAAUUCGCCGGAGGUCUUCGGGCUGCACCCCAACGCUGAGAUCGGAUAUUUCAGCCAGGCUGUGCGAGAGAUGUGGGGACAUCUGAUAGAGCUACAGCCUAAGACGAGCGAGGGCGGCGGCGCCAUGUCACGAGAGGACUUCAUCGACAACAUCGCCGUAGACGUGCUAGCCAAGCUGCCGCCGUUGUACGAGGUGUGGCGCGUGCGCAAGGCUUUCGAGAUGAACCUCACGCCGACCGGAGUUGUGCUCCUACAGGAACUAGAACGGUUCAACCGCCUGAUCAGCCGCAUGCGUACAACCCUCACGCUUCUUCGCAAAGCGUUGGCGGGCGAAAUCGGCAUGGACGCUGUUCUAGACAACGUGUCCUAUAGCUUGUUCAAUGGACAACUGCCUAACGUGUGGCGGGCACUCGCCCCAGCCACUUGUAAGGGGCUGGGAGGCUGGAUGGAUCACUUUAUGUCUCGGACUAAGCAGUACACUGACUGGGCCACAAUAGAAGAGCCAGUGGUGAUCUGGUUAUCGGGGCUGCAUAUCCCCGAGUCGUACCUGAUCGCGGAGAUCCAGAUCGCGUGCCGACUGUACACCUGGCCCCUCGAUCGCUCGACGCAGUUCACACGCGUCACGCAAUGGACCUGCGCUGACGACAUCGAGGAGCGACCGACUACCGGUUGCUACGUCCGCGGUUUGUACCUCGAAGGCGCGCGUUGGGACCUCGAAGACAAGUGUCUGCGACGCUCGCACCCUAAAGUAUUGGUCACGGAGAUGCCCAUCAUAUACAUCAUUCCCAUCGAGUCGCACAAGGUCAAACUGCAGAACACACUCCGGUCGCCAGUGUACACGACGUCGACUCGCCGCAACGCCAUGGGAGUGGGUCUGGUGUUCGAGUCCGACCUGUGGACCGCCGAGCACGCGUCGCACUGGGUGCUGCAGGGCGUUUGCCUCAUCAUGAACACUGACUAGAGCCAUGUGUGAAACCCUAGUAUUACUAUUAGCACAGUAUAAUAAAGAGUACUAUCGUACAGUAUGGCCACUCCCACUCCCUGCUGAAAGUGCUGCCCACUCCCUCUCGGUUACCUCACAGUUACCGCCUGUCCAAAAUGCGAACAGUCAAC